AGCAACAGCAGCAGCAGCAGCAACAGCAGCAGGAGGAGGAGGGAAUUUGCCCUGACUGGCUUUCUUUGGGGAAUAUGUGCCCCCUUGAUUUAUAUCUGUAUGUAAAACCUAUACAAAGUAUCUGCCAGUAACAGGUCUCGAAUUUUUUUUUCCCCUCCCACUCUGCUGUGUCAGAGGAACGCAGACAGAAGUACCUCUGUUUCGGGCUCCACGGCUGGAGGAGGAGUUUUCAUUCAGACUUUCUGAAGAGGUGGAGAUACUGAGAGACUCACCAGAAAAAGGUCCCCUGAGCCAGCCUGGGGAUUCAGCCCUUUCCUGCUCCCGUUCGCCAUGGACCUGCCUUCCUCUCCAAGCUUUUCAGAUGUGCCCUGAUGCCUACAUAACUGCAAGCCCUCCCUCCUCUUUACCACCAGAGUGCCACUCUCACUCAACUCCAAAGAAUUCAAGAGCCAAGACAACAUGGAUGCCCCAAUAACAGACGAUUUCCCUCAAACCCUGCCCAUUGAGCAACUCUGCUCCAUUCAUGUCAGCAAUGAGUACGUGGAACGGCCUGCCAUCUGCCAACAGACCCUCUCCAGCUCUUCCCUUGUCCAGCAGGCUCACAAGUCCGAUUGGUCCCUGUCUACCAUACCCUCCGAUCUGCCUCGAAGCCUCAGCCAAUGCCACCAGCUUCAGCUGUUGCCACAGCAUCUGAGCCAACCCAGCCUCGCCAGCUCCAUAUCCCACACCACCAUCACCUCCGACCAAAGGCUUCUGACCAGCAUCACUCCGUCACCCUCGGAUCACUCCCUCAUCUGUACCCAGCCUCAAGCAGGGGCUCUGAAAGUAGAAGAGUCUCAGAAAGCCACAGCAGAGAAGCUGUCCCUCCACACCGGCGGGCACCUCUUCAUCUGCGAAGAGUGCGGCCGUUGCAAGUGCAUCCGCUGCACGGCCACUCGCACCCUGCCCUCCUGCUGGCUCUGCAAGCAGCGCUGCCUCUGCUCCCCAGAGAGCCUUCUCGACUACAGCACGUGCCUCUGCUGCGUCAAGGGCAUCUUCUACCACUGUUCCACCGACGACGAAGACAACUGCGCCGACGAGCCCUGCUCCUGCGGGCCCGGCUCCUGCUGUGCCCGUUGGGCAGCCAUGAGCCUCCUGUCGCUGGUCAUGCCCUGCUUGUGCUUGUACCCUCCAGCCCGAGGAUGCCUCAAGUUGUGCCAGCAGGGCUACGACGGCCUGCGGAGGCCAGGCUGCCGAUGCAAGAGCCACACCAACACCGUUUGCAGGAAGAUCUCCUCUUCCAGUGGAGCCGCCUUCCCCAGGGCCACAGAGAAGCCAGUGUAAAUGCCUUGCAGCCUCCCUCCAGCCCCUUCUCUCCCCCUCACCCUUCACUCUGUAGGAAGGAAGGGUGGGGGUCAGAGAAACCGACCAGCCGGAACUCAAGGGCUCGCCCCCAUCGAUCCCGCCAUGCGUGGGGCUGGCCGAGUGCAUCUUGAGUCCAAGGCAGCUUAAACUUCCCUCAUUGGCUCUCUGCACCCCCCCCCACUCCUCCCUUGGCCUUCCCACCCGUCCCCCACUUACCUCUCAACUUUUUCUGCCCCAAAGCAAAAAAUAAAUUAAAAAUCAGAUGAUCCAAAGACAUGGGACUUGCACAUUGAAGACAAAUUGAGCCAGCUUCUGGCCAUCCACCCAUGGCCUCCUCAGCACUGUGUGGCAAAUGGGAGGCUCCCUGACCCCACCUUCUUCCACACCAGACUCAUUUCCCCAGUGCCUUCGGGGGCUUUCUCCAAAGAGUAACAUGGGGCCACACAGCAAGCAUCCAGGGAGUACUUAAUUUCAUUUUUCUUUCUUCCCCCAUCUUUGUCCUUGCCUUCCUCAUUCCUUCUCUUCAUCAUCUCCACUCCAUUUUCAUUCCCAGCUCGCCCCAUCAUCUUCUCCCUGUUUUCUCAUCCUCUCCUUCCUCCCUUCUUCCUCCCUCAUCUCCUCCCUACUCUUUCUUUUCCUGCCCUUCCCUCAUUCUCUCUCUAGCCCCCCUUAUCCCACAUCCCCUUUCCCAUCUCUCAUCUCUGUUCCUUUAUUCCUUCCCCUGCCCCCACCUCAUUCUUCAUUCCUUCCCAAUUCCCCCAUGCUCUCCCUUACUCCACUUCAUCCCUCAUCUCUUGCCUUUUCUUUAAUCACCUUACUCGCCCUCAUUCCCACUCUUAUAUGUCAUCCCUCUCAUCCACAGUUCCUUCCCCAUCUCUCAUCCCCUUUUAGUUUCCUCAUCCCUCAGUCUCUCCCUGCUCCCUCAUCUCCUCCCUUACCCAACCUGAUUCCUCAUCCCCUCCCUCUUCCUUUAUCCUUUUCCCCUCAUUGACUUUUCCCCUUCCUUGUCCCACGUUUCCUUUGCCACCCAGUCCAAUGCCCUCCCCCUUCCUCCCCCAUCUCCUCAUCAUCCCCCGUCCCCUUCCCCCCCUCUUCCUCAUGGGUCCUUCUUUCCCACCUUUAUCUCUAGCACCUUCAGGAGUGGGGUUUCCCAAAUGCCUUCCCUCUGCUUUUGUCCCCUUGCUGUGUUAUUACCCAGUCUUACAAAAAACAAGAAGAAGAAGAAGAAGGUUUCAUGUGAUAUAUUAACCGAUAAGCCUGCCUGAAACCCAGAUGUGUGAGUGUGUGUGUGUGUCUAUGCACCGCACCCACCAUACCCACACAUCUCAAGGCAUAUGGGAUCAGGAUCAAGUAAUCCAGGCUCGGUCAGCUGGAGUCUUGUCCUUUUCCCCCCAAACUGGAUGGCCUUGGGCAGUAAAGGGCAGAACACAGAGCCCUUCCCUAGAUAGCAAUAGCCCUAAGACUGCAUGAUUCCUGUUCUGUGGAUGUAAUUAUAAACCAUCGAACUUAGGGCUGGAAAAGAAUGGAAAGAUCACGCAACCCAUUUGACAGAUGAUUAAACGGAUCCCCAGAAAGGGGACACAGCAUGCCCAAGGCCACACGGGACAACUGUAAUAGAGCUGGGAUGAGGCCACGGGUCUCCGUUUUCCCAGAUCGGUGCUCUUUCCUGGCACCACAUCAGGUAUCUUCUCACCUGAUCCCCCCACUAGCAGGGGCAAACUACAGCCUCCGCUCAUCUACUGUUCAGGAACCAGGAAGAAGUGAGUCUAAUGUCUGUUGGAUUCUUAGCCACUUACGAAGUGUUAAGUAACACUCACGGGCAGCCCUAUUGGCAGGGCCAAGGUUGCAGCUCAUUGGUACGGUAGCUUAGGAGGAGCUAGCAUCACCGUUUGCCCUUUUCACUGACCAAAGGUGGCCUGUCAGAAGAUUGAAAACAAGGACCCCAAAAGGAGACCUCGCCACGUCAUCUCUCCUGUGGUUCCCCAAACUGAUUUUGCCUCCCACCCUGCCCCACAGCCUCUGCAGAGGCACCGGUCAACGCACGUGGGAGCCCGGAACCAAAUUCCGAGGAACAAGAAAAGUUGCAGCUUCAAAAGUCCCAGGUCCCAGGUAUGUAACAUAAGGUGUACCUCCCUCUUUCCUAAAUUGAACUCAGAAGGUCCAGGCUAAACUUCCUUACUGGGGAGAGAGACUGCCUCUAUGAUUCUCCAAUUGGUCAAGCUUACACAUUGUGGAAGAACUUCAGGGACGGGCUCCUAGUGAGAGCUACUGGGAGGAGAAAUUCUCCAAUGCUGUAGCUUUCCCAUCUUAAUGGACCUGACGUUCACAGAUGGAUUCUGAGGUGGUCACCUACUCCAAAAAGAGGAGCCCCAGCUUGGUUCGCUGCAUACGUGUUCCAUCCGUUCUCCAAAGCGGGUAUG
Messenger RNA from Sarcophilus harrisii (Tasmanian devil), 3764 nucleotides. It is a transcript of the gene SPRY3, whose product is annotated as sprouty RTK signaling antagonist 3. The transcript is spliced from 2 exons. Bases 460 to 1323 code for a protein of 287 amino acids. The record is from RefSeq and is a predicted model, not a curated record. Gene Ontology annotation, cellular component: cytosol; membrane. Gene Ontology annotation, biological process: multicellular organism development; negative regulation of Ras protein signal transduction; animal organ development. NCBI's taxonomy places the organism in Eukaryota, Metazoa, Chordata, Mammalia, Dasyuromorphia, Dasyuridae.